AGUUGAAAACAAAGUGUAAGUGAAGAAUGAAGAAUCGUAUCGGAAUUUAUUUUAGUGGAAUUGUUUGUUUGAUUUUGUUGACAAAUGUUUUAACAAAAGCAUCUGAAUCUGACCCAAAAGCUGAGGUACAAUCUUGCGAUAGCGGCUCAGGAACUUGCGUAGACGAAUGCGAUGAAUUUCUUACGAUUGAUACUGACACUGAUUGCAAAUCAGGAAAAGUUUGUUGCGUAAAAAGAUGCACCAAGGAAUAUGGAAGGUGUAGACCUUCAAGUGGAUGCGUUUAUUCGCUAUUUGAUAAGAAAGGCGUAUGUAGAAGAGGAGAAAAAUGUUGUUACACACCUCCCCCUCGAAUGCCUCCCACAGAAGUAAUGUCUUAA
This is a messenger RNA of Clunio marinus, 377 nucleotides long. The record is from the annotation of a GenBank genome assembly. Lineage: Eukaryota; Metazoa; Arthropoda; Insecta; Diptera; Chironomidae.